Hemiscyllium ocellatum (epaulette shark) is the source of this 4104-nucleotide messenger RNA. RefSeq names its product nucleic acid binding protein 2 (gene nabp2). Gene Ontology annotation, cellular component: SOSS complex. The coding region runs from base 211 to 870 and encodes 219 amino acids. Lineage: Eukaryota; Metazoa; Chordata; Chondrichthyes; Orectolobiformes; Hemiscylliidae. Gene Ontology annotation, molecular function: DNA binding. The transcript has 6 exons. Gene Ontology annotation, biological process: response to ionizing radiation; mitotic cell cycle checkpoint signaling; double-strand break repair via homologous recombination. The record is from RefSeq and is a predicted model, not a curated record.
GCUCGAGCAACAUUGCUGAGGCGUCCGUCAGUUUGUGAAGUGUUCCCGAGAAGGCGUCACUGCAUUGAUUUUGCAGGAAGGAAGAUUUGCUCCUGGCCCGUGAAAACGCACUCCAGUGAGCUGAAUGUGUUCGUCUGGGCUUGAUCCUUCCAACUUGCUGCCUGAAAUUUGUAGCUCCCAAAGAAUUCAGGUCCUGUUGUGGGAGAGAAGAUGUCAAACGACACUUACGUCAAGGAUAUCAAAGCUGGUUUGAAAAACCUGAACCUCCUGUUCAUUGUCCUGGAAAUAGGACGAGUGACCAAAACAAAAGACGGGCAUGAAGUCAGGACGUGUAAGGUGGCUGAUAAAACCGGCAGCAUCAAUAUAUCAGUGUGGGACGAUGUGGGAAGUCUGAUUCAGGCUGGAGAUAUCAUCCGAUUAACCAGAGGGUAUGCCUCAAUUUGGAAAGGAUGUCUGACACUCUACACAGGGAGAGGCGGAGACCUUCAGAAAGUCGGAGAGUUUUGUAUGCAGUAUUCGGAAGUGCCGAAUUUCAGUGACCCCAACCCUGAGUACAUGUCCCAGGCAUCUUCGCAAAACAAGCCUACCCUGACUGAACAAGGUAGCUCUUCUACGGCUGGCCUGGUGACGUCUUUGCCCUCUGUGACGACAGGUAAUGAUAGCCUGAAUGCUGCCGGGUCAGCUGGAGUUCCCCUCGGGGCGGUGAAUCACGUACUGCCCGGAGGAGGAAGAGGGAACGGGCGUGGGCCAGGAGGUAGCCAAGCUGUGAACAUGUCGGGACCUGCAUUAACAAACUCCUCCACCACCACCAGCAGCACCACCCCCAGCCUGAGCAACGGGAGGGAUCAGAGACGUGUGCCAAAGCGAUGAGCGUUCUUCUCUUCCCCAUCUCCCGCCACGUUCCAACUUUGUGAAUCUCCUUCCCAGAAAUCCGUGGGGAAAUGCUAUCUAAGUGGAAUUGGUUCUUUAUCCUCAUGCUCUGUCUCUCUCAUAUUCGUUCACUUAUUCUCUCUCUCUCUCUCUCUCUCUUUUAAUUCCCACCAACCCCUUUUACUUCAGUCUUCAAUACUCUGUUCCCCACUCUCUUUACCACCACCAUCCCUGCCCCCCCCCCCCUUAAACUUUGCCCAGCGAGGCUGUUGGAAUUACAGUGGGAGGGGGGGUUGAGUCAUGUUAUCUCAAUCCUCUCCUGCAUCCCUACCCACCCCAGAAAUGUGUGCCUAGAACAGAGUCGCUGCUGCCCUCUUAAUGCCCCGGAGUGUCCUCGCUGGGCAUCAGAGUGCCCUGAUGUCCGUGAGAUGUAGGGCAUAGAAUGAGGCCAUUCAUCCCAUUGAGACUGCUCCACCAUUCGAUCAUGGCUGAAGUCUUUUUCAGCGCCUCCCCCCCCCCCCCCCCCCCCCCGUGCCUUUCCUGUAACCCUUGAUCCUCAUAACAUCCCUCCCAAGUGCUGCUGGUGUUUGGGCUUCAGUUCUGGAAGGCUAUUUGACUGCAGGGUGCUUUUUCACAGCUGAGCUCUAUCCUUUUCCCUCGUGCAUGCACUCGUGCGUCAUCUCUCAGCUGUACCCUCAUUCUGUUUAAUUAUCGCCGUCUGAUUCACUCCCGCGCUCACCUUUCUUCAGAUAAAUUUGGUGUGAGAGACAUUGACAGACUCGCCCCUGAGAUCCGCAUGUGUGGAGUCCGGGCUUAAUUCAGUGUAACCACAAAGUCUGUUUCAUUUUCGGAGGGUGGGGGGGGAGGUUAGCAUUACUAAUUCUUAACAUCAAGAAUAUAUUUCAUCAACCUGUUCCAAUGCGUUGUGGCACACAAGCCCAGAGCAGAACUGGAAGUUGAACCCAGACCAUCUCGCCCAGGGAGGACACUGCCACUGUGUCACAUCAAUGCUAGUUCUUCAGCAGUCCAGCUCCUGUAAUUUACUACAUUAGCAAAGUUCAGUUUGGUGCCUUGACCCUCCUUUCUGGACAAGUCUCUGUGAUGUGGGCUGCCCCAGUAAACAUUUCUGGUUGAAAAUACUCUGUCCUGACAACAGUAAGCGGCUUUACUUUGGCUGCACAAAAUGAAAAACGCGAUGUGGGCUGAAGAGAAAUCGGUGUUUGUUGCUUGCUUUGAAAGCCAGCCCAGUACGCGCACUCAGGCACAUGCACAGCACUCUCAGGGAGAUGGGCACAUGCACGCGCACGCAUAUACACACACACACACACACACACAGGUAGACAGUCAUGCGUGCACAAAUGUGCACAGACAUGAAUACAAACGCGCAAAGAUGCGCACAAACACGUGCACGCGUGCGCAUACGAACCAGCACAGAUAUACAGCCGCAUGUGUAGACAUACAUAGACAUACCGGCGCACAUAGUCAUACUGCAUGGAAACACACCCUUCGGUUAAAUCAGUCCAUGCUGACCACGCUCCCAAAUUAAACUAGUCCUGGCUGCUUGCGCUUGGCCCACAUCCCUCCAAACCUUUCCUCUUCAUGAUCUUGUUUGAAUGUCUUUUAAAUCAUCUACCACUUCCUCUGGCAGUUCAUCGCAUCCCACUCUGUGUAAAAAAAAGUUAUCAGUCAUGUUCUUUUUAAAUCUUUCUCCUCUCACCUUAUAAAUGUGGCCUCUAGUUUUGAACCUCCCCAUUCUAGGGAAAAGACCCUUUGCUAUUCACCUUAUCCAUGCCCUUCUUGAUUUUAUAAGCCUCUACAAGGUCACCCAUCAACCUCCUAUGCUCAGUUGCAGCCUAUGUUUAUAGCUCACACCCUUCAUUCCUGGCAACAUCCCCUGGUAAUUUUUUUUCUGAAUCCUCUCCAAUUUAAUAAUAUCCUUCCUGUAACAGGAUGACCAGAGCUGGACAUAGUAUUCCAGAAGAGGCCUCACCAACACCCUGUGCAACAUCAACAUGAAGUCCCAGCUCUUAUACUCUAUGGUCCAAGCAUGCCAAACACCUUCUUAACCACCCUGUCUACCUGUGAAGCAAGCUUCAAAGCAUUAUGUACCAGUACCCUGAGGUGUCUGUGUCCACAACAUUCCCCAGGGCCUUGCCAUUAAUUGUGUAAGUCCUGUCUUUGUUUGUUUUACCAAAAUGUAACACCUCACAUUUAUCCAAAUUAAACUCCAUCUGCCACUAUUCAGUCCAUUGUUCCAAUUGAUCAAGAUCUCUCUCUAAUCUUAAAACAGCCACCUUUAUUGUUAACUAUACCACCAAUGACGGUGUCAUCUGCAAACUUCUUAAUGUGCCUCCUAUAAUUCUUCUCCAAAUACACAUGCACAGACACACAUGCAAAUGUGCGCACAGAUGCACAUACAAGCAAGCACAGAGAUACAUACAAACACGCAAAUGCGCACAAAAACACGCACGGGCACAUACCAACACACAGAUGCACGCCUGCAUGCUGAUACUUGGACAGAAACACAGGCGCACAGACAGAUUCACACACCCUUUGAAAUGUUUACAAGGUAUUUUUAACCCCCCCCCCCCCCGAAAUCGCUAAGUUGAAGAGUCUCAGAAGAGAGCUGGUGUGGUUUCAGGUUCCCUUGGUUGGGAUGUGAUAACAUCAUGGGGGCGGGGUGGGAGGGAGCAGGGGCAUGUUUUGCAGGGAGAGCUACACCUCCCAGACUCUUCUAUUUGUUCAGUUUGUGAGAAGUCAGACAUUAGCCAGAUGACAUGGAGCCGAGGCUGAGCUGUCGUUCCUCAGUCCCCACACUGAGUUCAGCAUCUCCCGGUUUAAGGUGAGACAGCCCAGGUGAGCACGGGAGAUACCUCCACCUCCACAAUUCAUCUCGUCGUGCUGCUGGCCUGUGGGACCUUGCUGUGUGCAUGUUGGCUCUGGACGUUUUUCCAUUUGAAGUACACUCCGAGAGAGGUCAGGUCAUGGAAGGAGCUUGUCCACAUCACGACCCUUACUCUUUGUCACCCCCCCCCUGCUCGGGUAAGGGAUGUGGGGAUUUUAUGUUUCACUGUUACAAUUCAACACCCCUCCCCACCCCACCCAAACUUUCCUUUCUCAAAGGGGUCAACUAGGGAAUAGACUGGCUGAGUUGUUUUUAUAAGAUAAAAGGUUAUGGUUGCAUUUUGAUAUCCCUGAUAAUCAGCUUUUUGUGUUUCAUUUUGGGUGGGGGUA